Molecule: messenger RNA, 4502 nt
Organism: Phaeodactylum tricornutum CCAP 1055/1
Lineage: Eukaryota; Bacillariophyta; Bacillariophyceae; Surirellales; Neidiaceae
Exons: 2
Coding region: 1-4407 (1468 amino acids)
Molecular function (GO): lipid binding
Source: RefSeq, a predicted model, not a curated record
AUGAGAAAGGUACCACUCUGGAUGCUGAUGUGGGCCAUUCUCGCUGGAUUUGGAGUUUCUCUCGCUCCAUGGCGAGGAUCAAUUGACGUAUCGCCCCUCCCCGAGAGAUCUCUGUUCACCAUAACUGAACCCUCCUUACCCAAAGAAUGUCGCAACCACACCAGCAAAAGUCGAUACGACCCCCUAGCUUGCUGGUUACUGCAUCUAAAGGUCAGUAUUCCGGAUCAGUCUUUUUCCAAGGCCUUUUUGACGAUUGAAAUACGAGACCUUUCCUGCACCAAUUUCGUUGUGGAGGACAUCGACUCGAGUUACGAUCCAAGCAACAGGAAUGCCAGUACGAGCGACCAAAACACGGGGACCGAUCCGCUACUGGAUUUGUCCGUGGCCAACAUUUCUGCGUUGUGCCACGGCUCGUAUAAAUCAUCUGGAGUGGGGGGCAACAUGCAAGCCCAACUCCAAGCCGACGCUGGCUCUACCAAUCCCGCCCUCGCUUGGUCGCUACUGGUCCAGUCAGACCACAACAACAGUGCGGCAUUGAAGCAGCCUGUAGGCGUUGUAAGCUCGCAUUUUGCGGCCACACUGGCCGUCACGGACUUGCACUUUACUGGUAGUGCCUCGGCAAAAAUCAUCAAUCUGUUUUCUACCACUAUCAAACAUUACGUCUCAGACGCGUUGGGCGCCCAAUUGGGACCCUUGAUAAAAUCGUCGGUAGAUCCGUUGCUGACCCAGUACUUACGUAUCGCCGACGAUUUUCUCAGACCAUAUCUGGGACAAGCGCGUGAGCGCACUGCCGAACGGCAAGAAACAGAAUCCUUGAAAGAAGAUCGGGAAUUACCAGAUCAAAGAAGACUGAGCAUGCAACAGUUCGGAACAGUAGCAACGGCUAGUUUAGUGGACUUCACGACCGAACUCCCAGUUCUAACGGGUAGCUUGAAAAUACUCAAUGAAUUUACCCGGGAAUACCUGCAGCAAGGUUUCUUGCAGCAUUGGCUUCCGAGAAAAGUAGUGAAUUAUGCCGUCAGUCCCUUCGAAAUCAGAACCACUGCUCCUGAUGAACACUGUGGGUUUCUAUUUGACGGCGUCAACGGAAUCAUUCAGUCUAUCCUACACAAUACCAACGGUACUAUUCAUCUUCCCGUCCCACCACGAUUGGAAAGGAUUUCGUUUGUCCUCGCACACUACGGGGAGAUCGAGUUACAGCUUCACGAUUGGUCGCUGUCUGGAUUAGACCAGUGGGAAGUGCUGCGAGUAUUAGAUCCUAGGGAUGCGCACGAAUUUGUCACGCGCUUCGUAUCGGUUGGCAAAAUUUCCUUGCGAUCGGACGUCAAACUAAUCGUGACGGGUAUUCCCGGUGGCGUCUUUCAGGGAGACCCAUUGGAAGAGAGUUUUGCGAUCCAUCUUAAUUCAACAGCGUUGGACAUCUUAGCUGUUUUGUCAGCGCAAGUUGAUCGGUUCGGAUUUCAAAAUGUGACGGUGGGAAUGUUUUUGGAUGCUUUGCAAGGACUUUUUGAUGGAGAUCACUCGAGGUUACCGUGUUUGGUAGCCCCCAUUCAGUCAUUGUUCUUAUCCGAAUUUGCGGCACGGCUCAACUUAAAUGGUAUUAGAAUCAUUCCACAGAUGCAAUCAACCCGACAUUUGAAGACGGAGGCGGCUUCCUUGGAACAAGAUCUGGAUGUUCUACUCAACCAUGGAUUAGAUCUCUUCUUGACCGAAUACCAGCCUUUUCUGACACAGGCACUGUAUGGACUGUCCUAUGGCCCAGUGGAGACCCACGUCAACGAAUUUUUGAAAACCAUCGUUACUCACGCCCAAGAUGGAAUUUGCCCACUGCCUCCGUCCGACGAAAGUUAUCCACAACUCGUCAAUUUUACAAGAAUACCGUGGCUGGAACGAUUCCAAGCUUUUUCGCGGCUUCCGUCGACUUUGGAACGUAUAAACGACUUCUUGGUAUGUACAUCCAAUUACUUGACAGGGGCGAUUCUAGAGCAAUUGAGCUCGAGUUUGGAUAGUGGAAUGCCACGCAAGGACGUUGGUUCGUCUGUGAUAAUAAAGGAGCUGGCCGUGUUAGAUGUUGGUAGUGUCCGAGACUUUCGUGUCUUAUCGUCAGAACGCGACGGAAUGCACCUAUACAAUAAAGUCGACUACGGUACAGGCAAUGCUACUUCUGCAUUACCACCGAGACUAGCGGUGUCAGUCGAAGCCACGUACGCUCCCGCGAAUGUUUCGGCUGCUCUCAAUAUCACUAUACAAUUAGACGAUAUGCAUUUGAUGGGUGGUUCCAUUCUACACUAUGACAUCAAUCGACUAAAAGGAAUGCCGAUGGCUCAAGUACUGCGACGUGGCCAGUGUGGAUUGGCGCCAAUGAAUGAGUUUAAUUUGUAUGGAUAUUCUGGGCAGCUCGGAGCAUUUGGAGCAUUACUAAAUGCUACAGUCAACAGCAACGGGUCCAAUACUAUAUUUAUUAUUGGUUCCGAUAAAUAUCCGUCGGUAAACGAGACGGCGUCGGCGAUACUUGCCUGGGUAGUCCGUUCAACGCGAGACAUAUUGAGCCUGUCAUCUGUCUCUAUGCUGGCUCGCGCUGAUGAUUUAUGCAAAGAUUAUUCUAUCCCAGAGAGAAAGCGAAAUGAUGACGCAAACGGCCCACAAGACGAUAUGCCAUCGGCGGCUUCUAUCCUUCUUGUUGUGGCAGCAUGCUUUCUGCUAGCACAACCAGCACUGCUGUUGCUCCACCGCACGCCCGACGCGAUGCCUGACUCCCGAUUAACUGGAGUGUCCUUGACCGAACCGCUUUUGCCCUCAAGACUGACCGAUUCUGAUUGCAUCGAAGAUAUGACUACUGUAGACAGAGUCAAUGAUUCCAUGAUGCACAGCCCGUAUAUCCCUGGACUCGUUCGUGUCGUUGUGCCGAUUGGUAUCAUUGGGACCAUUGUGUUGCUUCUAGCGAGCAACCUAAGCAUUGGAGCAAACGUUGACCUAGUUAUUUCGCUUGGUGACAAAACCAUUCAGCUACCGUCGCUUUUCACCUUUGGUCUAUUAAACACAGCGAGAGACAUGCUGAAGGCCAGAAUUUACCCGCUCUUUCUUUUGGUGGUUGUGUUCAGUGGAAUAUGGCCAUACGUGAAGCUUGUACUCAUGUUUGUUGCAUGGGUUGUACCCAAGGCCUCGCUUUCUCCUGAUUUUCGAGGUAGAAUGUUGAUGGCAUUGGACUCCCUGGGAAAGUUUUCCUUAGUGGACACUUACGUUCUAGUUUUGAUGCUGGUUGCCUUUCGGUACCAUUUGGAUGUGACGAACGAAGUUGAAGUUGACGUCUACGUUUCUCCGGGCUUUGGAUUUUACGGAUUUUUGCUAGCAACCAGCCUUUCUCUAAUCGCGGGCCACUUGCUGGUUUUCUUUCAUCGACGCUGUGAAAUUCAUUUGGUGAAUUUGAAAACAAUUAUGCCGUUGGAGCCACUUUGCGAGCAUUUGUUCAAUGUCGAGGGAGGAUUGAGUCGGAAACUUUCAGGAUUAUGUCAGCGUCUCUUACUAGGAACUUCCUUCGCAACAAUCAUUCUAUUGGGCGUGGGAGUGGCCCGAAAGAGUUUUCAAUUCGAAUUUGACGGUUUGGCUGGGCUAGCUUUGGGGGAUAAGAAGAUAGCGGAAUACUCGCUCCUUUCGCUGGGAUCAUCAAUCCCAAUGAGUGCACAAGAGCCACUUUCGAUCGGUAUAAGAUGUCUUCAGUUGGCGUUUUACUUUUAUGCAGUUGUGACGCCCUUUGUGUGCCUCACACUUUUGACCAUUUUGUUUGUAUGGCCGCUGAGUCUACAGCGGCAGCUCCUUGUCCUAACGCUGGCCGAGAUAGCCAACGCCUGGAGCGCGAUCGAAGUCUUCGCAUUGUCGAUAGUGGCCGCUCUGCUGCAAAUUUCAACCUUCUCUUCUUUCAUCAUUGGACACCGUUGUGAUUUGAUCAAUGAUAUUCUCAAGGAGUACUUUGCUGAGACGGACACUGACCACGCCACAUGUUAUACCGUCAGAUCAACUGUGAAAUGGGACGCCGCCUUUUUGGUGGCUGGCGUUCUUUUGAAUUCUCUAGUAGUUUCCUUGACUUUACGGGUGGCGCAUGCGGCCGUUGACGAGCGACAAGUUCACGAAAGUGCAUUACAGAUGGACUCUCCUUUAAGUGGAUCGAGGCCACCGCGUCACAGUAUCGUGGCAGGCUGGGCUCAAUCACCCUGGACAUCUUGGAUGCUGCAACGACCAACCAACGAAGAAAAUUCCUCGCACGUAAGUAGCGUUGUUGGACCGCCGGCCAAUGCACUGGUGGAGCCUUCGUCUCCGUGGAAGCAGAACGGAUUUACGGACGAAUGGAAAGAAGCGGCGGAACGCGAUCCAGCAUGGAAAGAAUGGAAAGAAGCUACCAAUGUUACCUAAAUCUACUAACUGUAAAUGAGCAAAGCGGACCUGGCUUUGAUGAUACUUAUAGUUUAAUGUUAGCUCUAUGUGGGCUAGCCGUGGGUUGGAAAAGU